UCAUUCAAUAAACCAAAAUUAAACUGUUGUUUCUUUGAUCAGAAAAUAGAGAAAUUAAACCAUGUCCUCUUUUCCACCCCGCGGUAUGGCCCCAAACUUCGAUGAGAGUCAAUGGAUUAUUCAAAUCCGUCGAACACUUGAUGAAGAACUUGAUGAAUUCAGUGAAGUUCCAGUGUGCAUUUUUAACGUCCCCAAGUCCCUAAUGAUUACAGACCCUGAUUCUUACGUGCCCCAAGAAGUCGCUUUGGGGCCUUACCAUUAUUGGCGUCCAGAACUCUACGAAAUGGACAGGUAUAAACUUGCCGCGGCAAAGAGAACUCAGAAACAACACCAAAACAUCAAAUUCCAGCACCUUGUUGAGCAUCUAAUAAAAUUGGAGUCUAGAAUUCGCUCCUGUUACCAUAAGUUCUUGAAUUUCAAUGGGGAAACUUUAGCCUGGAUGAUGGCUGUCGAUGCCUCUUUUUUGCUUGAGUUCUUUCAAAUUUAUGCCGUUAAAGAAGGUACGGUUCUAACAGGAGCAAUUUCUUCGUUGACUAUGUCACAUUUAGUUGAUGUUUCUGGGAGAAAAUCAGCACAUAAUGCUAUUCUUAGAGAUCUGGCAAUGUUAGAAAAUCAAAUCCCACUAUUUGUUUUGAGGAAAAUUUUGGAACUCCAGUUCUCAUCUUUAGAUUUGGCAGACAAUAUGCUAAUGUCUAUGCUAGUGGGAAUUUGUAAGGAACUAUCCCCUUUCAAAAUGGAGGAAAAAAUCAGAGAAAUUCAAGUCACAGAAUGUGCUCAUUUGUUGGACUUUUUGUACCAAAUGACCGUGCCCAAAUUGGAAUUAGGAACUUCCGAAAUAACAGAAGAUCGCGAUCAGGACCAAAUUGAUCUGGAUCAAUGUGAAAAGAAUUCCUUUGGAAAAUCAAGUAAUGUUAAACAAUUUGUGCACGAAGUUUGGAACAUACUUGUUAAAGUAAACAGAGGCCCGGUACGUCUUCUUAAACAAUUAAUACUUUCGAAACCUGUGAAAGUCUUGUUCAAGUUACCUUGGACACUUCUCUCUAAUAUUCCAGGGUUAAAACUAUUAACUUUGCCCAUGAAAUACCUAUGUUUCUCACAAGAAAAAGCAAAAGAGAAUCCUGAAAAUGAAAAUGAAAAUAAAAAUAGCCCACCUUUAGUGGAGGAAAUAGCCAUCCCUUCAGUAAGUGAACUUUCUAAAGCAGGGGUAAAUUUUGUAGCCACAAAUGGAGGAAUCACAAGCAUAAGUUACGACGGUAAAAACAUGACAUUUUAUUUACCAACUAUCAACCUAGACGUCAACACGGAGGUAAUUUUAAGAAAUUUAGUUGCAUAUGAAGCGUGUAACGCGUCAGGACCACUGGUUUUUACUCGUUACACCGAAUUAAUGAAUGGGAUUAUUGACACAAAAGAAGAUGUAGCAUUGCUUAGAGAAAGAGGGAUUGUGUUGAAUCGUUUGAAGAGCGACGAUGAAGUUGCGAAAUUGUGGAAUUCGAUGAGUAAAUCGGUGAAGUUAACAAAAGUCCAGUUGUUGGAUAAAGUGAUUGAGGAUGUUAACAAAUUUUACAAUGGAAGAUGGAGGGUGAAAAUUGGGAAACACAUGAAGAACUAUGUGUUUGAAUCAUGGCAGUUUCUCACAUUCUUGGCGGCGAUUAUGCUGUUGAUGUUGAUGACUUUGCAAGCAUUUUGUUCAGUGUAUAGUUGUGCUCGUGUAUUCCGUAUUCAAGGCUCUAGCCAGUAACAACAAAAAUAACAUAGCCAGUGUAAUACACAAAUAGGGUAAAAUGUACGGAUCCUCGAACUUUGAUGUAUGAAGAUUGAAGAAAUGAUGAAUUGAAGGAUGAUUUGUUGUUUAGUAUUAUACGAUUUAGGAUUCUUCUAUUGAUGAUUAUACUUUGAAUUGUGGGAGCAUGUUGAGUAUUUUAUUAUCUUGUAAUAUCGGGUUGUGCUUGUAACUUUGUUCUUAUUCAUUUUCAAAGUGUUCCCAUAACAAAAUUUUCAAGCAAACAAGUGUACAUCUAAAGUUCGUCAUCACACAAAUACAGAAGGAAAUACGUGAUGCUUUUGAAAUUAUGUAAUUAGAUGU
Messenger RNA from Solanum dulcamara, 2083 nucleotides. Its product is annotated as putative UPF0481 protein At3g02645. Bases 62 to 1738 code for a protein of 558 amino acids. The record is from RefSeq and is a predicted model, not a curated record. NCBI's taxonomy places the organism in Eukaryota, Viridiplantae, Streptophyta, Magnoliopsida, Solanales, Solanaceae. The transcript is spliced from 2 exons.